Pantherophis guttatus is the source of this 9582-nucleotide messenger RNA. RefSeq names its product protocadherin beta-16-like. Lineage: Eukaryota; Metazoa; Chordata; Lepidosauria; Squamata; Colubridae. The record is from RefSeq and is a predicted model, not a curated record. Gene Ontology annotation, cellular component: plasma membrane. Gene Ontology annotation, biological process: homophilic cell-cell adhesion. Gene Ontology annotation, molecular function: calcium ion binding.
UUUAUUUCAGAAUGAUCCAGUCAUUAGACAAAGGAAUCUCAGAACAAAAGGCAACAGCUUUCAAUUAACUCUCGAGAAAUUUCCGAAGAAAAUACUCCAGUAUGAAUACCAAAAAAAUAAUUCCCAUUGGAUUCUGAUCACAACUAUAAAGGAAACUAUAGGAAUUGCUUUACAAAGAAUCUUAUUGAAUGCAUGACCUUCCCUGAAAGAGGAUGGGAAAAUGGAAGUCUCUCGUCCUAGCAGGCAAGUUGUCUUGUUCUUUAUUUCUCUAUGUAGCUCUGGUAUGUUGUGUGAACCAUUCCGCUAUUCAGUGCCUGAGGAGAAGAAAGCUGGAUCAAUAGUAGCAAAUGUGCUAAAAGAUUUGAAAAUAGAUGUGAAGGAGCUUUCUGCUCGCAGAGCACAGUUGAUUUCUAAGAGUUCCAGGCAGGAUUUCCAGCUGGAUCCCCAAUCUGGAAAUAUAAUAUUGAGGGAUAAAAUUGACCGAGAAGCUUUGUGUGGUCUGAGUGAUCCUUGCACUCUAUUCUCUGAAAUUUUGCUGGAAAAUCCUCUUCAAUUCUUCAAAAUUGAAGUUCAGGUAGAAGAUGUCAAUGAUAAUUCCCCUAUAUUCUCUCAGAAUCAAUUCCUUUUUGAAAUACCUGAGCAGACUCCCAUAAAUGCACGUUUCCCCUUGGAGACAGCCCACGAUUUAGACAAAGGAAAAAAUGCUAUCCAGAACUAUAUACUUAGCACAAGCGAAUAUUUUAAGCUGUACGUACAAAGUCAAAAUGAUGGCAGCAAAUAUUCAGAACUGCUUUUGGCAAAACCGUUAGACCGCGAGGUGAUCCCUCAGUUUAUUCUCACUCUGGAAGCUGUGGAUGGAGGGAUCCCAAGGAGAACUGGCACAGCACAGAUAAUUAUUGAUAUUCUGGAUAUCAAUGAUAACGUGCCCCAAUUUGAACAAACAGUGUAUAAAGUGCAGCUAAUGGAAAAUAGUCAUCCAGGUUCAUUGGUUGCUAAAGUUGAAGCCACUGACAAAGACAUUGGAUCCAACGCUCACAUCAUUUACACUUUUAGCCAAGCACCAGCAGAUGUACUCCGAUCAUUCAGGUUAAACAAUCAUACUGGGGAAAUUACACUCGUAGGGAAAAUUGAUUAUGAAAUAAACAGUAAAUAUCAACUCAGUAUCAAAGCCACAGAUGGAGGGGGAUUGUCUGCUUACUGUAAAGUUCUUGUUGACAUUGAAGAUGAGAAUGACAAUGCUCCAGAAAUAAUUGUAUCAUCCACCACUAAUCCUUUACCAGAAAAUUCUCCCCCGGAAACACUGGUGGCACUUUUUGGCAUCAGAGAUCAAGACUCCGGAGACAAUGGCAGAACUACCUGCAGCACUGAGAAAAACCUGCCUUUUAUACUAAAACUGACUGAGAACAAUUAUUAUCAGCUUGUGACGCAACAGCCAUUGGACAGAGAACAAAUGUCACAUUAUAACAUCACCAUCACAGCCACCGACCAAGGUUCUCCCAGACUCACUUCAAUCACAGUUAUUAGCAUUCAACUUUCAGACAUCAAUGAUAACCCUCCAAUGUUUGAAAAAGGUUUCUACAAUUUGCAUUUAAGAGAAAACAACAUUCCAGGACUGCUCAUCGGAUCAGUCCAUGCUGCAGAUGUGGACACAGAACAGAAUGCCAAAGUAACCUACUCUCUUUUGUUUGGAAAGAUCAGGGAAGAGCCUGCAUCAUCUUACAUCUCCAUCAACUCUGAAACUGGGAACUUGUAUGCCAUUCGAUCUAUAGAUUAUGAGGAUAUACAAGAUUUCCAGGUGAUGGUGAGGGCUGUAGACAAGGGUUCACCUCCCCUGAGCUCAGAAACGAUGGUCCGAGUUCUUAUCACGGAUGAAAACGACAAUGCCCCCUUCAUCCUCUGCCCUCUUCAGAACAGUACUUCUCCAUCAAAUGAUCUGGUUCCCAGGGGAGCAGAGACAGGCUACCUAGUCACCAAAGUGGUGGCAGUGGACAGAGAUUCAGGGCAGAAUUCUUGGCUUUUCUAUCAGUUGCUGAAGGCCACAGAUCCGAGUCUCUUCACUGUUGGGACUCAGAAUGGGGAAGUGAAAACCAUGAGGCCGGUGAAUAUCCGAGACAGUUUCAAACACACUCUUAUUGUGGCAGUUAGGGAUAAUGGGCAUCCUCCUCAGUCUGUCUCUGCGACCCUAAGAAUUCUUCUAGUGGAUGGCUUCUCUGAUCCUUACAUGAAAAUUAUGGAUAAUCCUAAGGAUGAAGUCCUACAGGAGGGAGAUCAUACUCUAACACUGUAUUUGAUUAUCUGUUUGGUUGCCAUCUCAUCCAUUUUUCUGCUUUCUGUUACUGUGUUUAUUGCAACCAAGUUUCAGAAGCGAAAGAAGUUCUUAGGAAGUUCUCAUUCUGCAUCGAAUUUUCCGAUGGGACCAAAUUUGCAAGAGAAGUGUGUGGAUCCUAAUACUGGGACAUCUUCCCAGGCCUACAGCUAUGAAGUGUGCUUAACUGAUGGGUCUCUGAGCAGUGAGUUUAAAUUCCUUAGGCCUUUCUUUCCUGUUUUUACUAUGGAGCAUCAAAAAACUCUGCUGAAUCCACAGAUUCGUAAUGAUUGCCAUAAUCUUCCUAAUCAAUUGGAGGAAAGAGAGCAUAUAACCCAGGAUCUUCUCAGAGGUGCCCCGAAUCGCCUCCACGACUGGUACAUCCUUGCAGAAGAAGCCGAAAUCAACCAAGUGAGAAAUCAAUACCACUCCAGCAGAAUGUGGAAGCAUUCUCCACCCAAGAGAAAGAGAGAAGUUGCCAAGCCCCAGGCAGUGCUGCCACAUUCGAUGCCCUGUUUCAAGUGCAGAAAGAAGGGUCACAGAGCUGUUGAAUGCCACACAAAGACUCCAACUAAGAAAGGAGAUUGCCCACAACACACAAAUGACAAAGCCCUGAAGAGCGCCAAGAUUGUGCAAUUCUGUCCCUCCCCAAAACCUGGAGGGGGAACUCCGACCCCAUCAGAAGAAGAACCAGGGCCAUUGUAUAGCAACUUUGGUGAUGACCCCCUGUUUCUGGAGGGGAACAAGAUUCCAUUCCAGGUGUGGACCGAUCACAAAAACCUGGAAGCUCUAAAGACCCCAAGAAAACUGUCCCCUAAACAGGAAGAGACUGGAGUCAUGGAGAAUUGCUUUUGGAAAAGGCAAGGUCUGUAUGUCAUUCUCUCUUUCUCAUUCCUUAGAGUAAUGUGUGCUUCAAUUCGCUUUUCUGUCCCUGAAGAAAAGAAAAAGGGGUUUCUGGUGGCUAAUGUCAUCAAGGAAAUGAAACUGAAAACAGGAGAGCUCUCCACACGCAAAGCACAUUUAGUUGCUGAGGGCAUUCAGGAAUACUUCCACCUUAAUAUUCAUACUGGGAAUCUGUUGAUUAAUGAUAAAAUAGACAGAGAAGCUUUAUGUGGCCAGAAUGAUCCUUGUCUACUUCUUUCUCAGCUUGUUUUGGAAAACCCCUUAGAUAUCUUUAAUAUUGAAAUCAAGAUAGAAGAUGUGAAUGACAAUGCACCCAAAUUUUGGAAAAACAAAGUGGAGGUAGACAUUCCUGAAAAUAUUCCAAUAAAUAUGAUAUUUCCCUUAGAAUUAGCUCAGGAUGAUGACUUGGGAGAAAAUAGCAUCCAAAAUUAUACUCUUAGUCCCAAUGAGCAUUUUCAGCUUGAAGUACAAAAGAAUGAAGAUAGAAAAGACAAUAUAUACCUUCUUUUGAAGAAAACAUUAGAUAGGGAGAGGAUGCCACACCUUGAAUUGAUUCUAAUGGCUAUUGAUGGAGGAGUUCCAAAGAAAACCGGCACAGUUCAAAUUAAUAUUAAUGUUCUGGAUAAUAAUGAUAACUUUCCUCUGUUUAGUAAGUCUGAAUAUAAAGCAAAAAUAAAGGAGAAUCUCCCUAAGGGCACUCUUGUGAUUAAGGUGGAAGCUACAGAUCUGGAUUUGGGUUCAAAUGCACAGAUACUCUACUCAUUCCAUCAAGUGCCUGAAAGAAUAAACAAUUUGUUUUAUUUAAAUGAAAUUACUGGUGAUAUAACUGUUUGGGGACAGAUUGAUUAUGAAAAAGAAAAGAGUUAUAGCAUGAGCAUCAGAGCAACAGAUGGAGGGGGUCUUCCAGGGCACUGCAAUGUACUGAUAGAAGUUGAAGAUGAGAAUGACAACCCCCCAGAAGUGUCCAUCAUAUCUCUGACCAAUGCUUUAAAGGAGGACUCUCCGCCAGACACAAUGGUGGCCCUCUUCAGUGUGAGAGACCAAGACUCUGGAGACAACAGCAAAACGGUCUGCUCCGUGCAGAUGAAUCUCCCUUUUGUGCUGAAAGCCACCAUGAACAACUUUUAUCAACUUGUGCUCCAAAGUCCCCUAGACAGAGAGACGGUCACUGAAUACAACAUCACCAUCACUGCCAUUGACUGGGGAUCUCCUAGGCUCACUUCAACAAGACUGAUUAAUGUUCAGAUCUCCGAUGUCAAUGAUAACUCUCCCCUUUUUGAAAAGUCUUCAUAUGACAUGCAGAUCAGGGAGAAUAAUAUUCCAGGCUUCCUCAUCGGCUCAGUCCACGCUCUGGAUCUAGACACAACGCUGAAUGCUAAAGUGAAUUACUUAGUUGUGCCUGGGAAGGGUGAUGGCCUGGUGACCCCUUACAUCUCAGUUAACUCUGAAACUGGAAACAUGUAUGCCCUCCGAUCCCUGGACUAUGAACAGAUAAGAGGCUUCAGAGUUACUGUGAGGGCAUGUGAUGGAGGUUCUCCUUCCUUGAGCUCAGAAGUGAUUGUCCGAAUCCACAUCAUAGAUGAGAAUGACAACGCUCCCUUCUUCCUGUAUCCCCUCCAGAACAACACAUCCCCAUGCAAUGAGCUGCUUCCCAAGUCAGCCGAGGCCGGCUAUCUGGUCACCAAAGUGGUUGCAGUGGACACAGAUUCUGGCCAAAACUCUUGGCUUUCCUAUGAAUUGCUGAAGGCCACGGAUCCAGCCCUUUUCAGCAUAGGAGUGCAGAAUGGGGAAGUGAAAACGAGGAGAGCCCUGAAUGAGCGAGACAUAAACAAGCAGAGGCUGGUGAUACUGGUCAGAGACAACGGUCUCCCUCCACAGACCAGCACGGCAUUGCUUAAUGUUCUUCUUGUGGAUGGCUUUUCGGAUCCCUUCCUAAGGAGGGUGGAUGUCAGUGUGCAAGAACCGGAAGAAGAUAAAACUUUGACCAAGUAUUUGGUGAUCUGCUUGGCUGCAGUCUCCUUUGUGUUCCUGGUCUGUAUUGUUGUGUUUAUUGUGGUCAAAAUCCUCAAGAAGGACCCCCAAAGCCAAUUUCCUGCUACUCAUCCUCACUUCCCACCUGCCAGUGCUGAUACACAAGAGAACUGUGCUGAUUCACAGAAUGGGUCGCUCCAGACUUACCGUUAUGAUGUCUGUUUGACUGGUGGAUCCUUAAGUAGCGAGUUCCGAUUUCUCAGGCCCCUCUUUCCGGUCUUUUCGGUGGGAGAUGUUAACGUCCCAGGGAACAAUAGUAUUUCUGCAGGUAUCCAAGAUACUUCUGAGCAGGUUGCAGUUAAUGGCGCAAAGAAAGAGGUGAGGAAAACAUGCAAUUCCCUGAAAGAGGCUGGGAAAAUGGAAGUCUCUUGUCCUAGCAGGCAAGUGGUCUUAUUCUUUAUUUCUCUAUGUAGCUCUGGUAUGUUGUGUGAACCAUUCCGCUAUUCAGUGCCUGAGGAGAAGAAAGCUGGAUCAAUAGUAGCAAAUGUGCUAAAAGAUUUGAAAGUAGAUGUGAAGGAGCUUUCUGCUCGCAGAGCACAGUUGAUUUCUAAGAGUUCCAGGCAGGAUUUCCAGCUGGAUCCCCAUUCUGGAAAUAUAAUAUUGAGGGAUAAAAUUGACCGAGAAGCUUUGUGUGGUCUGAGUGAUCCUUGCACUCUAUUCUCUGAAAUUUUGCUGGAAAAUCCUCUUCAAUUCUUCAAAAUUGAAGUUCAGGUAGAAGAUGUCAAUGAUAAUUCCCCUAUAUUCUCUCAGAAUCAAUUCCUUUAUGAAAUACCUGAGCAGACUCCCAUAAAUGCACGUUUCCCCUUGGAGACAGCCCACGAUUUAGACAAAGGAAAAAAUGCUAUCCAGAACUAUAUACUUAGCACAAGUGAAUAUUUUAAGCUGGACAUACAAAGUCAAAAUGAUGGCAGCAAAUAUUCAGAACUCCUUUUGGCAAAACCGUUAGACCGCGAGGUGAUCCCUCAGUUUAUUCUCACUCUGGAAGCUGUGGAUGGAGGGAUCCCAAGGAGAACUGGCACAGCACAAAUAAUUAUUGCUAUUCUGGAUAACAAUGAUAACGUGCCCCAAUUUGAACAAACAGUAUAUAAAGUGCAGCUAAUGGAAAAUAGUCAUCCAGGUUCAUUGGUUGCUAAAAUUAAAGCCACUGACAAAGACAUUGGAUCCAACGCUCACAUCAUUUACACUUUUAGCCAAGCACCAGCAGAUGUACUCCGAUCAUUCAGGUUAAACAAUCAUACUGGGGAAAUUACACUCGUAGGGAAAAUUGAUUAUGAAAUAAACAGUAAAUAUCAACUCAGUAUCAAAGCCACAGAUGGAGGGGGAUUGUCUGCUUACUGUAAAGUUCUUGUUGACAUUGAAGAUGAGAAUGACAAUGCUCCAGAAAUAAUUGUAUCAUCCAUCACUAAUCCUUUACCAGAAAAUUCUCCCCUGGAAACACUGGUGGCACUUUUUGGCAUCAGAGAUCAAGACUCCGGAGACAAUGGCAGAACUACCUGCAGCACUGAGAAAAACCUGCCUUUUAUUCUAAAACUGACUGAGAACAAUUAUUAUCAGCUUGUGACGCAACAGCCAUUGGACAGAGAAGAAAUGUCACAUUAUAACAUCACCAUCACAGCCACCGACCAAGGUUCUCCCAGACUCACUUCAAUCACAGUUAUUAGCAUUCAACUUUCAGACAUCAAUGAUAACUCUCCAAUGUUUGAAAAAGGUUUCUACAAUUUGCACUUAAGAGAAAACAACAUUCCAGGACUGCUCAUCGGAUCAGUCCAUGCUGCAGAUGUGGACACAGAACAGAAUGCCAAAGUAACCUACUCUCUUUUGUUUGGAAAGAUCAGGGAAGAGCCUGCAUCAUCUUACAUCUCCAUCAACUCUGAAACUGGGAACUUGUAUGCCAUUCGAUCUAUAGAUUAUGAGGAUAUACAAGAUUUCCAGGUGAUGGUGGGGGCCGUAGACAAGGGCUCACCUCCCCUGAGCUCAGAAACAAUGGUCCGAGUUCUUAUCACGGAUGACAAUGACAAUGCCCCCUUCAUCCUCUGCCCUCUUCAGAACAGCACUUCUCCAUCAAAUGAUCUGGUUCCCAGGGGAGCAGAGACAGGCUACCUAGUCACCAAAGUGGUGGCAGUGGACAGAGAUUCAGGGCAGAAUUCUUGGCUUUUCUAUCAGUUGCUGAAGGCCACAGAUCCGAGUCUCUUCACUGUUGGGACUCAGAAUGGGGAAGUGAAAACCAUGAGGCCGGUGAAUAUCCGAGACAGUUUCAAACACACUCUUAUUGUGGCAGUUAGGGAUAAUGGGCAUCCUCCUCAGUCUGCCUCUGUGACCCUAAGAAUUCUUCUAGUGGACGGCUUCUCUGAUCCUUACAUAAAAAUUAUGGAUAAUCCUAAGGAUGAAGUCCUGCAGGAAGGAUAUCAUACACUAACACUGUAUUUGAUUAUCUGUUUGGUUGCCAUCUCAUCCAUUUUUCUGCUUUCUGUUAUGGUGUUUAUUGCAACCAAGUUUCAGAAGCGAAAGAAGUUCUUAGGAAGUUCUCAUUCUGCAUCGAAUUUUCCGAUGGGACCAAAUUUGCAAGAGAAGUGUGUGGAUCCUAAUACUGGGACAUCUUCCCAGGCCUACAGCUAUGAAGUGUGCUUAACUGAUGGGUCUCUGAGCAGUGAGUUUAAAUUCCUCAGGCCUUUCUUUCCUGUUUUUACUAUGGAGCAUCAAAAAACUCUGCUGAAUCCACAGAUUCAUAAUGAUUGCCAUAAUCUUCCUAAUCAAUUGGAGGAAAGAGAGCAUACAACCCAGGGCAAAGUUCCUCUGUCUGAAGAUCCUGCUGCUAAAUCUGGAGGCCCAAGUUGUACUGUAAAUCAAGCAAUAGGUGCAAAUAUGAACUCUGGUCAAAGUGACUGGCUUUCCUAUCACUAGAUUACAAUUACCAACUCCAUCCAUCAUUCUGUCUCUGUCAGAAGAUACAUGCAAGAAUCCUCUAGCCUGAAAAGAAUGGGUCCUUUCUAUAAAAGAACAUCAGAGACAAACUUUGAAAACUCUUUUAAGCAAGCCAGAUUGAAAAUAACAAGAAUGCCCUUAUGCUGUUCCAUUCACUUUGACUGUAUUUGUGUGGAAUAAUAUACAAAUGGAUUAUAUGAAUACAUUUUACCUAAUAUAUAACUGAUUUGUUAUUUCUGCUUUGUAGAAUUUUACAAUAGGAUACUGCUUUUUUUGACCUAAGAGACCCAGCUACAUGUUUAUCAUUAUGAUUCUUCUUUGAUUUAUGAUUUAUGAGAUUAUGCUGCUCUCCAUAAAAUAUUUUAAAUAGUUAUAUUAAUUCUUUGGACAUUUUAUUCAUUUAAAUAAUAAAAUGUAUCUGCUUAAAUUUCUGAUAACACAAGUGAUUAGGUAUGCUUAGUUAGAAAAAAAGAGAACGAUUUUCCUAAUGAUGGUGCACAUCAUAUCCUCAGUGUAUCUAAGUCCUCAGUUAUCUCACGAUCUGAGGUUAGCCUUGAAAUAGUGAUUUUCACAAUACCCAAACACUACAUGUGCAUGUCUACAUGCAAAAUGGAAUUUCAGUAAUCAACAAUUAUUCUUGAUUUCCAUCACAGUGUACAGUAUUACAUACUGUACAUUCAUACACACAUACAUGAAUGCAUGCAUACAUACAUAAUAUACUGCAAAGUAGCUAAUUCUCUUUUGGAAAAAGUGGAAUGAACUAUGCACAAUUUGAAAAGAGUGCUAUGCCCUCAGUGUCAUUAUAGUCAAGAGGACCACAUAAGCUCCCUCACUCCUUUGCUGCCCUUUAAGAUCUGUUUACUUAUGGUGAUCAGAAGUAUUCCAAGAGUAAGUAAAUGACUUUUAACACCAAUAUUGACAGUACAUUCUAUAGCCAAAAAAAAAAAAAAAAAAAUUAAUUCAGUAGUAAAUCUAUAAGAAAGUGCUUCUAUUAAGGACUACUUUUUAAAAUAGGAUUUUAAACAUAGGAUUUUUAAAAAUCCUGUUUUAAUAUAAUUUUCUAGUUUUGUGCUUACAUAGCUGAAUGAGAUGUCUGUACAUUUUGUGUUUUGCUAGUAGUAUUGUGUUCAAACAAUCACAAAAAUCACAAUUGUAAAGAGAUUUGUAUCUGUGGAUGAAAAAGAUUAGCAAGUAGUAUAUUGAUGUAGCAGAUUAGAUAGUGAAGGAUGCAAUGAGGAAACAACUGGAAUCAGCAAGAAAAUAUAUAAAUGCUUCAAAGGAUGUAGAAUAAGUACACCCAUUUUGAUUUAUGCACUGUAUCACUAUGUAAAGUCAAAAUUAAAAUACCAUAUACAUAUUGUAAGCCAGAUUUUAAUAUUGUAUUUGUAUGCUCAAAAUUAAUAAAAUUGGUUUGUAAAUUC